Molecule: messenger RNA, 1455 nt
Organism: Xyrichtys novacula (pearly razorfish)
Lineage: Eukaryota; Metazoa; Chordata; Actinopteri; Labriformes; Labridae
Source: the annotation of a GenBank genome assembly
AUGGCCAGCAUGGCAGUACAGCUUCUGGGCUUUUUCUUGGGCCUGUUGGGGUUUGGAGGAACUUUGGUUGCAACUGUGCUACCCCAGUGGCGUAGCACAGCCUAUGUGGGCUCCAACAUUAUCACAGCUACCGCUUUCAUGAAGGGCCUGUGGAUGGAGUGUGUAUGGCACAGCACUGGCAUUUAUCAGUGUGAAGUGUACAGAUCUCUUCUGUCACUGCCACAAGACCUACAGGUACUUCACUCUCACUCUUAAUUCAUCAUGUGCAGGCCAGAUAAAAGAUUUCCCAGUUUUAGAAUAUCAGCAAGUGAUGCCUUUCUUUAUCAAUCCUAAACUAAAUACGUCAGAUUUUAACCAUCAGAAGGUAGGAAAAGGUUUUGAAGAGGUUUUCGCAGAGAUUUAGACUCUUGGUAUUUUGUAGUCCACACAAUUCAGAAGUAUUAUUUAUUUUCACAGUCAGUUUGUUGCACUUCGCUUUGGUCUAAAAGUAAUGUUAAUGAGCACCAUCCAGAUGAAGUGUUGGAUUUAGGGUUGUGUAGCUGCAUGGUUGAAUUACUGAGAAAGAGCAUGAGAGACUCUUGCACUUAACAAAUGAUAUCUGAGUUAAGUCAUAGUGAUUUUGACCCAGUAGCAAAUAAAGCAUGAUGUUACAUGCUUGUUGAUAGCAGAAAAUGUUACUCAGGUUGUGUAUGAAAUGAUUCACUCGCGUCCCUGACUUUAUGAGUCUUUUCUGCCAGUGUCUCUGUUGAACUACAUUUAGUCAGUCGUCAUUAUAUUCCAUGACUUUCACUUGUGGCCACAGCCAAAACCACAAAAUCAAACAGUUGUUGUGACUUACUUUUUGUGGAUAAAUCUCCUCUGAACUGGGAAUGUAUGAUCUCAGUACUCCAAAUUUUUUUUUCCUUUUUUGUUCAUUGUCAAUUUUUUGUCUUUUCUUCCCCACAUCAGGCUGCCAGGGCACUCAUGGUCCUCUCCUGUGUCACCUCAGUCCUAGCUGCAGUGGUUUCUGCAAUGGGAAUGAAGUGCACCCGAUUUGCCCGUGGCUCCCUGAUCAAGUCUCCACUGGCCUUAAGUGGGGGUGUUUGUUUUCUCUGUGCUGGCCUUCUCUGCCUGGUUACGGUGUCCUGGACCACCAAUGAUGUCAUCAUGGAUUUCUACAACCCCUUCCUGUCCAGUGGGAUGAAGUAUGAAAUUGGCCUAGCUGUGUAUCUUGGCUACGCCUCGGCCUGCCUCAGUCUUAGCGGAGGACUGGUGCUCUGCUGGAGCAGUUGUGGCACCAGGUCACAAGGCCCCCUCCAUGUGCAAAGAAGUCGACCACCAUCAGUCCCCCCUGCCUUUAACAAUGUUUAUAUUCCCGCCCCACCGUACAAGCCCCCUGAUGCCCUUAGGGACAAUCGAGCUCCCUCACUUAGCUCUGUCUCCAGCAAUGGCUACCGACUUAAUAACUAUGUGUAG